Molecule: messenger RNA, 4191 nt
Organism: Cebus imitator (Panamanian white-faced capuchin)
Lineage: Eukaryota; Metazoa; Chordata; Mammalia; Primates; Cebidae
Gene: AR
Product: androgen receptor
Exons: 8
Coding region: 1092-3755 (887 amino acids)
Biological process (GO): androgen receptor signaling pathway; regulation of DNA-templated transcription; male gonad development
Cellular component (GO): nucleus
Molecular function (GO): zinc ion binding; nuclear receptor activity; sequence-specific DNA binding
Source: RefSeq, a predicted model, not a curated record
CCCGGGAGCCAGCUAGCUGGGAGAGCGGGACUGUCCGGAGCAAGCUCAGAGGCGGAGGAGGCGACAGAGAGAAAAACGGCCGAGCUAGCAGCUCCAGUGCUGUACAGGAGCCGAAGGGACGACCACGCCAGCCCCAGCUCGGCUCUGGCGACAGCCAACGCCUCUUUAAGCGCGGCGGCUUCGAAGCCGCCGCCCCUGAGCUGCCCUUUCCUCUUCGGUGAAGUUUUUAAAAGCUGCUAAAGACUCGGAGGAAGCGAGGAAAGUGCCUGGUAGGACUGACCGCCGUCUUUGUCCUCCUCCUCUCCACCCCGCCUCCCCCCUACCCGCACCUACCCCGCUUCUCUCCCGCAGCUGCCUCAGUCGGCUACUCUCCGCCAACCCCCCUCACCACCCCUCUCCCCCGCCCCCCGUCGGCCCAGCGCUGCCGGCCCGAGUUUGCAGAGGUAACUCCCUUUGGCUGCGAGCGGGAGAGCUAGCUGCACAUUGCAAAGAAGGCUCUUGGGAGCCAGGCGACUGGGGAGCGGCUUGGGCACUGCAGCCACGACCUGCCCGGGUAGGCUGCACGCGGAGAGAAUCCUCUGUUUUCCCCUACUCCCUCCCCACGUCCUUCUGCCUUCCCUACCCCCAGUGCAGAGCCAGAGAGCAAAAGAUGAAAAGACAGUGAGGGCUUCAGUAGCCUAAAAACCAAAAACAAAAACAAAGAAAACAAAACAAACAAAAACCAAAAAGCCGAAACAAAAGAAAAAGAUAACUCGGCUCUUAUUGCAUCUAUUUCAGUAGACACUGAAUUUGGAAGUGGAGGAGUUUGUUUUUUCUUUGGGGCAUCAUCUACCCUUCAAGUAUUCAGAGACUGACUGUGAGCCUAGCAGAGCAGAUCUUGUUCACCGUGUGUCUUCUUCUGCACGAGACUUUGAGGCUGUCAGAGCGCUUUUUGCGUGGUUGCUCCCGCAAGUUUCCUUCUCUGGAGCUUCCCGCAGGUGGGCAGCUAGCUGCAGCGACUACUGCAUCAUCACAGCCUGUUGAACUCUUCUGAGCAAGAGAAGGGGAGGCGAGUUAAGGGAAGUAGGUGGAACAUUCAGCCAAGCUCAAGGAUGGAGGUGCAGUUAGGGCUGGGGAGGGUCUAUCCUCGGCCGCCGUCCAAGACCUACCGAGGAGCUUUCCAGAAUCUGUUCCAGAGCGUGCGUGAAGUGAUCCAGAACCCGGGCACCAGGCACCCAGAGGCCGCGAGCGCAGCACCUCCAGGCGCCAGUUUGCAGCAGCAGCAACAGACUAGCCCCCGGCAGCAGCAGCAGGGUGAGGAUAGUUCUCCCCAAGCCCAUGGUAGAGGCCCCACAGGCUACCUGGCCCUGGAUGAGGAACGGCAGCCUUCACAGCCGCAGUCAGCCCCGGAGUGCCACCCCGAGAGAGGUUGUGUCCCAGAGCCUGAAGUCGCCGUUGCCGCCGGCAAGGGUCUGCCGCAGCAGCUGCCAGCACCUCCGGACGAGGAUGACUCAGCUGCCCCAUCCACGUUGUCCCUGCUGGGCCCCACUUUCCCCAGCUUAAGCAGCUGCUCCGCCGACCUUAAAGACAUCCUGAGCGAGGCCAGCACCAUGCAACUCCUUCAGCAACAGCAGCAGGAAGCAGUAUCCGAAGGUAGCAGCGGCGGGAGAGCGAGGGAGGCCUCGGGGGCUCCCACUUCCUCCAAGGACAGUUACUUAGGGGGCACUUCGACCAUCUCUGACAGCGCCAAGGAGUUGUGUAAGGCAGUGUCAGUGUCCAUGGGCUUGGGUGUGGAGGCAUUGGAGCAUCUGAGUCCUGGGGAUCAGCUUCGGGGGGAUUGCAUGUACGCCUCAGUUCUGGGAGUUCCACCCGCUGUGCGUCCCACUCCUUGUGCCCCAUUGGCCGAAUGCAAAGGUUCUCUGCUGGACGACAGCGCAGGCAAGAGCACUGAAGAUACUGCUGAGUAUUCCCCUUUCAAGGGAGGUUACACCAAAGGACUAGAAGGCGAGAGCCUGGUCUGCUCUGGCAGCGGUGCAGCAGGGAGCUCCGGGACACUUGAACUGCCAUCCACUCUGUCUCUCUACAAGUCCGGAGCACUGGAGGAGGCAGCCGCCUACCAAAGUCGCGACUACUACAACUUUCCACUGGCUCUGGCCGGGCCGCCGCCCCCUCCGCCGCCUCCCCAUCCCCACGCUCGAAUCAAGCUGGAGAACCCGCUGGACUACGGCAGCGCUUGGGCGGCUGCAGCGGCGCAGUGCCGCUAUGGAGACCUGGCGAGCCUGCAUGGCGCGGGUGCAGCGGGAUCCGGCUCUGGGUCACCCUCAGCCGCCGCUUCCUCAUCCUGGCACACUCUCUUCACAGCCGAAGAAGGCCAGUUGUAUGGGCCGUGUGGUGGGGGCGGCGGCGGCGGCGGCGGCGGCGGCGGAGCAGGCGAGGCAGGAGCUGUAGCUCCCUAUGGCUACACUCGGCCGCCUCAGGGGCUGGCGAGCCAGGAAGGCGACUUCCCUGCACCCGAUGUGUGGUACCCUGGCGGCGUGGUGAGCAGAGUGCCCUAUCCCAAUCCCAGUUGUGUCAAAAGCGAGAUGGGCCCCUGGAUGGAUAGCUACUCCGGACCUUACGGGGACAUGCGUUUGGAGACUGCCAGGGACCAUGUUUUGCCCAUUGACUAUUACUUUCCACCCCAGAAGACCUGCCUGAUCUGUGGAGAUGAAGCUUCUGGGUGUCACUAUGGAGCUCUCACAUGUGGAAGCUGCAAGGUCUUCUUCAAAAGAGCCGCUGAAGGGAAACAGAAGUACCUGUGCGCCAGCAGAAAUGAUUGCACCAUUGAUAAAUUCCGAAGGAAAAAUUGUCCAUCUUGUCGUCUUCGAAAAUGUUAUGAAGCAGGGAUGACUCUGGGAGCCCGGAAGCUGAAGAAGCUUGGUAACCUGAAACUACAGGAGGAAGGAGAGGCUUCCAGCACUACUAGCCCCAAUGAAGAGACAACCCAGAAGCUGACAGUGUCACACAUUGAAGGCUAUGAAUGUCAGCCCAUCUUUCUAAAUGUCCUGGAAGCCAUUGAGCCAGGUGUGGUGUGUGCUGGACAUGACAACAACCAACCCGACUCCUUUGCAGCCUUGCUGUCUAGCCUCAAUGAACUGGGAGAGAGACAGCUUGUACAUGUGGUCAAGUGGGCCAAGGCCUUGCCUGGCUUCCGCAACUUACACGUGGACGACCAGAUGGCUGUCAUUCAGUACUCCUGGAUGGGGCUCAUGGUGUUUGCCAUGGGCUGGCGGUCCUUCACCAACGUCAACUCCAGGAUGCUCUACUUCGCCCCUGAUCUGGUUUUCAAUGAGUACCGCAUGCACAAGUCCCGGAUGUACAGCCAGUGUGUCCGAAUGAGGCACCUCUCUCAAGAGUUUGGAUGGCUCCAAAUCACCCCCCAGGAAUUCCUGUGCAUGAAAGCUCUGCUACUCUUCAGCAUUAUUCCAGUGGAUGGGCUGAAAAAUCAAAAAUUCUUUGAUGAACUUCGAAUGAACUACAUCAAGGAACUCGAUCGUAUCAUUGCAUGCAAAAGAAAAAAUCCCACAUCCUGCUCAAGGCGCUUCUACCAGCUCACCAAGCUCCUGGACUCUGUGCAGCCUAUUGCAAGAGAGCUGCAUCAGUUCACUUUUGACCUGCUAAUCAAGUCACACAUGGUGAGCGUGGACUUUCCAGAAAUGAUGGCAGAGAUCAUCUCUGUGCAAGUGCCCAAGAUCCUUUCUGGGAAAGUCAAGCCCAUCUAUUUCCACACCCAGUGAAGCACUGGAAGCCCCCAUUUCCCCAUCCCACUCCGUACCCUCUUUCAGAUGUCUUCUGCCUGUUGUAACUCUGCACUACUCCUUUGCAGUGCCUUGGGGAAUUUCCUCUAUUGAUGUACAGUGUCAUGGACAUGUUUCUGAGUUCUAUUUGCUGGGAUUUUUUUUUCUUUGUCUCCUUUCUUUUUCUUCUUCCUUCCCUAUCUGACCCUCCCAUGGCACCUUCAGAUUUUGCUCCCCGUUGUGGCUCCUAUCUGUGUUUUCAAUGGUGUUGUAUGCCUUUAAAUCUGUGAUGAUCCUCAUGUGGCCCAGUGUCAAGUUGUGCUUGUUUACAGCACUACUCUGUGUGCCAGCCACACAAACGUUUACUUAUCUUAUACCACAGGAAGUUUAGAGAGCUCAGAUUAUCUGGGGAAAACAAAAACAAAAACAAGCAAAC